Messenger RNA from Cokeromyces recurvatus, 2370 nucleotides. RefSeq names its product E3 ubiquitin-protein ligase RSP5. Bases 55 to 2340 code for a protein of 761 amino acids. The record is from RefSeq and is a predicted model, not a curated record. The transcript has 7 exons. Gene Ontology annotation, molecular function: protein binding; ubiquitin protein ligase activity. NCBI's taxonomy places the organism in Eukaryota, Fungi, Mucoromycota, Mucoromycetes, Mucorales, Mucoraceae. Gene Ontology annotation, biological process: ubiquitin-dependent protein catabolic process.
CUUUAAUCCUUCUCUCUCUUUAUACAAUAUAGAGAUUGUUGUUGCUUAUAUAUCAUGCCAAGUUCAACAAGGACUGUUCGUUUAACAGUCAUUGCUGCAGAUGGUCUGAUUAAAAAGGACCUUUUUUUUAAAAUGCCCGAUCCUUUUGCUGUUGUAACAGUAGAUGGUGAACAGACACAUACAACUACAGUAAUGAAAAAAACAUUAAAUCCCUAUUGGAAUGAAAGCUUUGACUUGCAAGUGACUAAUCAAAGCGUCAUUGCCGUUCAAGUUUUUGACCAAAAAAAAUUUAAAAAGAAGGACCAAGGUUUUCUAGGUGUUGUUAAUGUUCAAGUAUCCAGUGUAUUUGACCUCGCUGUUGGUGGAGAUGAGAUGUUAACAUUGGAUUUGAAAAAAUCGAAUAAUCAUGACACUAUACAAGGGAAAUUAAUACUAAAUAUUUCUACAAAUGUCAAUGUGCCUAUACGAAAUGGUACAAAUAACAUUGCAGCAGGUUCUCGUAAUUCUAUUAUUCAAAAUAACACUUCUAGUCAAUCUGUUGAAGCUUCUAAUGCACAGCAAACAACGACAUCAGCGGCAACAACAACAACAACAACAAGUAAUGCAGGUGAUAAUGACGACUUACCAGAAGGAUGGGAAAGAAGAGUAGAUCAUUUAGGAAGACCUUAUUAUGUUGAUCAUAAUACAAGAACAACCACAUGGAAAAGACCUUCAGCAAGAACUGCACAAGACCAACAAAAUCAAACAGAAAUGGAAAGACGUCGACAUAAUGCACGUGGAUUACCAGAAGAAAGAUCAUCAACAAGUGUCAAUAAUAGUGCAACAUCUUUAGAUAAUAAUCGUCAAUCAGUGGUUGGUGUUGUAGGUGUUCAAAAUAAUAUGACAACAGCUGGUUCUGGUCCAUUACCACCUGGAUGGGAAAUGCGUACUACAGCAGAAGGUCGACCCUACUUUGUAGACCAUAAUACACGUACAACAACCUGGGUGGAUCCUAGACGUCAACAAUAUAUUAAUACAAUUGGCCCAGGAUCUAAUUUGCAAGUUCAAGUACAACCUGUUUCUCAAUUGGGACCUUUGCCCUCUGGUUGGGAAAUGCGUCUGACAAGUACGGGCAGAGUCUAUUUUGUUGACCAUAAUACGAAGACUACAACCUGGGAUGAUCCUAGAUUACCUAGUAGUCUUGAUCAAAAUGUUCCACAAUAUAAGCGAGAUUUCCGUCGUAAACUCAUCUAUUUCCGUUCUCAACCCGCUUUACGUCCAGUUCCCGGACAAUGUCAUAUUAAGAUUAGACGAGACCAUAUCUUUGAGGAUGCCUAUGCAGAAAUUAUGCGUCAAGUUCCUGCUGAUCUUAAAAAACGACUUAUGAUCAAAUUUGAAGGUGAAGAUGGUCUUGACUAUGGUGGUCUCUCUCGAGAAUUUUUCUUCUUAUUAUCACAUGAAAUGUUUAAUCCCUUUUACUGUCUCUUUGAAUACUCUGCACACGAUAACUAUACGCUUCAAAUUAAUCCUCAUUCAGGUAUUAAUCCUGAACAUCUUAAUUAUUUUAGAUUUAUUGGUCGAGUUGUUGGCUUGGCUAUCUUCCAUCGUCGUUUCUUAGAUGCCUUCUUUAUUGUUUCCUUUUACAAAAUGAUCUUAAACAAAAAAGUGCUGGUGGCUGAUAUGGAAAGUGUAGAUGCUGACUUUUAUCGUAGCUUGAUGUGGAUCUUGGACAAUGAUAUUACAGAUGUCCUUGAUUUGACCUUUUCAGUGGAUGAUGAUCGAUUCGGUGAAAUGGUGACUGUAGAUCUUAAAGAGAAUGGACGAAAUAUUGAUGUAACAGAAGAAAAUAAAAAGGAAUACGUUGAUUUAGUGACUGAAUGGCGUAUUUCGAAACGGGUUGAAGAACAAUUCAAGGCAUUUAAAGAAGGGUUCAAUCAAUUAAUUCCUCAAGAUCUUAUUAAUGUAUUUGAUGAACGUGAACUUGAGCUAUUGAUAGGUGGUAUUGCAGAGAUUGAUGUAGACGAUUGGAAGAAACAUACCGAUUAUCGAGGUUAUACAGAACAAGAUGAUGUAAUUCAAUGGUUCUGGCAAUGUAUUCGUAGUUGGGAUAGUGAAAAGAAGUCAAGAUUCUUACAGUUUACGACGGGUACAUCACGUAUUCCUGUAAAUGGUUUUAAAGAUCUUCAGGGUAGUGAUGGGCCUAGACGAUUUACUAUUGAAAAGGCAGGAGAAGUCACACAAUUACCUAAAGCACAUACCUGUUUUAAUCGUAUUGAUAUGCCACCUUAUAAAACAUAUGAAGCACUUGUAGCAAAGUUAACUAUGGCAGUUGAAGAAACGGUAGGCUUUGGACAAGAAUAAACAAACCAAAAAAAAAAAAAAAAAAAAAAA